This is a messenger RNA of Melampsora larici-populina 98AG31, 261 nucleotides long. RefSeq lists its product as uncharacterized. The transcript is spliced from 4 exons. Lineage: Eukaryota; Fungi; Basidiomycota; Pucciniomycetes; Pucciniales; Melampsoraceae. The coding region runs from base 1 to 261 and encodes 86 amino acids. The record is from RefSeq and is a predicted model, not a curated record. Gene Ontology annotation, cellular component: precatalytic spliceosome; U2 snRNP. Gene Ontology annotation, biological process: mRNA splicing, via spliceosome.
AUGUCGGAACUCAGAUACACAGCCAACACCCAGCUUGAACAAUUACAUGCACGUUAUGUUGGAACAGGACAUGCUGAUCUUACCAAACAUGAGUGGUUAACACAUCAACAUCGGGAUACUUAUGCAUCUAUCAUUGGUCAUCCAGCUUUAUGGUCUUAUUUAGCUAUAGCUGAAGGAGAAUCAUUAGGUCGAACGAAAUUCGAAAUUUGUGAACGAAUGUUACAGCCUUGUGGACCACCACCUCAAAAGGAUGAAGAUUGA